AUGAUAGGCAUGAUCAAAGACGCAGUUAAAGACGCUAUGAUACCCGUGCAGAAAAGUGUAUCAGACAUAGAAAUCACUUUGAGAACAAUGACUGAACACAUGGCCUCACAUGACAAAAAGUUUGACACGGUGUUUAACAAGAUGGAGACCAUCCAAGCUAACCAGAGGAAAAACGAAACCGAAACUGCACGUUGCCUGAAAGAACUUGCAAAGUUACGAGAAGACUUGGUCGGGCAAGAAGAUCGUAGCAGACGUAACAAUGUACGUCUGGGAAACUUACCCCCAGGAGUGGAGGGAGAUGACCCGCUUGGAUAUAUCCAGAAAAUGCUGCCAAAGUGGAUCCCCGCGCUCAGCGGUAGAUCUCCCAUUGAAAUAGACCGGGCUCACCGUAUCUACUCAACGAGAAGUUCCAAAGCCCCACGGGUCAUGAUUUUUCGUCUCCUGCGUUACACAGACCGGCAGGCCAUCCUGGACGGGGCGAGGAAGAGCAGACCAACACUUCAGGACGGGACCCCGCUGUGGUUUUCCCCGGACUACAGCAUCACGACGAGUCAACGGAGGCAGGCGUAUAAUGAAGUCCGGGCUAUGCUUCGCAAAAAGGGGAUCAACACGUUUCUGAUUUAUCCAGCAAUCCUGAAGGUGAAUCAUAAUGGUCAACGCUGGUCCUUCAACACUCCUGAUGAAGCCAAAGAGACGCUGACUACGCUGCUUGAGGAGACCAGCGAGGACCCGGUUACAGCUGACUCUCAAUGA
Knipowitschia caucasica is the source of this 753-nucleotide messenger RNA. The record is from the annotation of a GenBank genome assembly. NCBI's taxonomy places the organism in Eukaryota, Metazoa, Chordata, Actinopteri, Gobiiformes, Gobiidae.